Molecule: messenger RNA, 1956 nt
Organism: Varroa destructor (honeybee mite)
Lineage: Eukaryota; Metazoa; Arthropoda; Arachnida; Mesostigmata; Varroidae
Product: UDP-N-acetylglucosamine transporter SLC35D4-like
Source: RefSeq, a predicted model, not a curated record
AGCCUACUUGCUAACAGUUUAGUAGAGACAUGAGUUUCACGACACGCACGAAAGCUAACAUAGUCUUUGUCGAAACGCUUUAAAUGCUAUGAGACAGAUGUGUAUUGAUGUUUUGUGCUUGUAACUCUAGUGAGCAACUUAUCGUAUUCAGUGUAUGUUUAGUUAAUGCCAACAUACUGUGCGUCAUUAUUUCAAAACGGUAUCGUGUAGCAUUAUAGCAAUUUCGAGUUAAUGUAGACGUCGCUUAGAAGGCUAAAGAUCGUUUAGAAAUAAUCUCAGUUUUCGUUCCCUCAUGUAACGAAAAAUGUGUAAAUGUAUGUAAAAGUCGAUGCGGGCCUUAGUCAUAGAGUAGAAGUUUAUAGAAAGGAGGUAACCGCUCUGCUAGAAGACCUCUAUUUUUUUAUACGUGGUCACGCGAAAGAGCACCUUUUUUUGCUCCGGAUUUAUGUUUUCAUACAUCGGCUUCAGCUUAGAGUUUGAUAACAUUAGAUCGCAUAAAAUUUAAACCCAUCACAACUAGCCCAACAGUCGUCAUCAAAAUCGCUAGCUGGGACCGUCACAUUCAAGUCUGCGCGAUCGAGCUUGACAAUUCAUUUCUCCCUAUAAAAUACUCUAAAGUAACACUUGAUUGUAAGAUUUGAAUUAAGCCUAACUCUUCGCACGCUGCAAGUUUUUCGCCUAUUUCUAUUAUCGCGACCAAGUGGCGACUGUGCAAGGGCACGCGGAUACGCAGUUCAUCUUCGGCGACUCGCUACUGCGACCCUCACGCACCGUUAUCGAGAUACAAAGCAGCGCGCCGUGCGCGGGACGUCACCGGCCACAAGAACAGUCUGUCUCGACUUGAAUCAACCAGGGCGACCGUCGCCACUUGUAAAUGGCCAGCGUAAGUUUUCUGCAGGCCCCGCGUGAUCUGGUUGCACCAAGUUUCGCCUUCUCAGUAUAGGGCGUGAAAUGUGGCUAGCUGCGUGCAGCUGUUCCUUAUGUCGGUUCGGUGCAGGCCUCGAAGUUCAGACCUUAGAAACACACAUAUUGUUGGUUCUCACAAACGAGGGUUUUAUUUACCCCGCAGUAUUUCUGAGGUUCUUCAUCAGCUGGCAGGCUCUCUGCGGUUCACUGGCCUUAUCACGGCUUGCUCUUCGCUCUCGACGACAUCCGCGAUGCACCGGAGCAUUGCUUUGGGGAGCGCUGCCUCUUCUACCUCUUGUGACCCUUCAUUCGUACGCUGGGUCAAAAGCGCUUGCAGAACUGCCUAUCCCAAUUUUCAUGGCUUUACAAACUGCAGCGUCCCUUAUUAACUGGGGUCUAGAUGCGGUACAGAACAUCGAACACAAAGCCGGACAAAGGCGCAUGUCACAGCUCUCUGUAUUUGUGUUGUCCGCUUUCGCUGUUUCAUCAGUACUUGUCCACUUGCCAACCUCGUACUCAACCGGUGCAUCUUGGAUGACCAUGCAUGUCCUUUCCCUUGCGUCCGUCAAAUACCUCGAGGCCAAUACAGUCAACCACUGCGUACGGGUUAACGUGAAACUUCGUGAACUGACGUACAAUUGUUCGGUCCUUAUCAUAUUAACAUCAAUGAGUGUUGCCGCCGGCGACUACUUUUACAUACUUGAAGCUUCGUACUUUCAACGACCGUCGUUUUGGAUAGCGUUUUUGAUGAGCGGGGCGGCGUCGGCUUUUUUGGCAGGUCGAUCAUGGAGUCUAUUAUCAUCAUCGAUGGCUCGAGUCACCACAGCUGUAACAGCGUUACUUCUACUUGGACUGCCUCACGGUAUUCCUGUCGAAAUAAACAUAUGGAUGAUUCUACUCUUUCUGUGUGUGCUUCGCCUCCAUGCCGGUCCUCCGCCGUCGCGGCCUUCCUGUCCUCAUGAAGCGUAUCGAGUUCUCAGCCAUAACGGGCAAAACCAUAACGCCGAUUGUCAUUUUCAAGCUAUCAUUUAGCCAGCAAUCGUUGCCUUG